AUAAGCACGAUUUGGCCGAAACAAAGCCCUCUUCUUUUCUUCUUGUCUCUCUCGCUCGCUCUUCUCCUGUGUCUGGUGUGGCCAUCCUCUUUCUUCCCUUCUUCGAUUCUUCGUUUACUGGCAAACCAAAUUCUCCCUUUUCCUUAACUUUCUCGAAUUCAUGUCGGAGAAGGGUCAGCCACUACCGAAGUUCGGUGAAUGGGAUGUUAAUAAUCCUGCUUCUGCAGAGGGCUUCACUGUGAUCUUUAAUAAGGCAAGAGAUGAGAAGAAAACCGGUGGCCAACCUGAAUCACCUGGAAAGGCACCUCAGGCCAAACAUGCAGCAGAUCCUGGCAAACCUCAGGCUAAGAAAUGGUUCUGCUGCAUACGCCCGCCUACAGAAUCUUGAUGGUAUUACCUUUCUGUAGAUAACCACCGUAUUAUGCUAAGAUCGUCUCCGCUGUUUUUCGAUAGAAGAUGAAAUUUUUAAAGCUAUGAUCAGCGUGCUAUACUAUUUGCUUCAUAGUCUGAGUCAUGGAGGAAAAAAGUAGAAGAAUUUUACGUUCUUUAUUUGUGGUGCUGAUGUGGUGGAUUGUCAGUAGAAGCUGAGCUAUGCUAUCUCAUUUGUCUCUGCUCCCUUUUUUGUCCUUCUUUUGUUGUCUUUUUAAAUGAAUUUUGCUCAUUAUAUCUGAUAUUGAAUCUCUAUUAUUGUUUGUGAAAUUGUUUCUUUCUCUCUUUUUAUUUCA
Messenger RNA from Benincasa hispida (wax gourd), 725 nucleotides. Its product is annotated as protein NOI4-like. The record is from RefSeq and is a predicted model, not a curated record. NCBI's taxonomy places the organism in Eukaryota, Viridiplantae, Streptophyta, Magnoliopsida, Cucurbitales, Cucurbitaceae.